AUGUUGCGCUCCUUCUCUGCCACGGCCGCCGCGUUAGUGGUCGUAGCCAUCAAAUCCUAUUCGGCCCUCAUCAAUCAAAUCGGGGGUACCCUGAAUCUUUUCGGGGUCAUCCAAAUGAUUGUCCGUAAAGUCCUCGGCGACGAAACAAUGGCCAUAAUUGACACAGUCCUCGAGACGCUCUCGAACGUAUACCCUCGGACCUGUACACUGGCCGAGCUGACCACCACCAUGCUCACAGUCAUUCUCUGCCAGCUGCGCAGCGGGCCGUACAUCAAGCCACACGGAAGGGCGUACGAGAUGGGUUCGGAUACCCUUACCAUGCAGCUCUUCAGUCGCUUCUCUGUCUAUGCCACCGCAGCGUACUGCAAGAUGCCAGCCAGCAAUGGUCCAAAGCCGGAUAAAGAAAUGAAGCUUGCGGCCAAGAAUUCUAUGAUACAGAGUCAGCUCGGUUUACAUCCGUCCAAGAUAUAUCCCUACGUUAAGGAGAUCAAUAUGCUUGGAAUGGCAAAGAAGCUCGAGCAUUUUGUGGCUGUGGAUGACCAAUACCGCCGCGUUGUGCUCACCUUCAGGGGGACGAGCGAUAUACAUGCGGUGCUGAAGGAUCUCGAUGCACUAUACUGCGAAGCAACGCUCUGGGGCGAGAAGUACCAGGUACAUCAUGGUAUGUGGACGGCGGCCUUGGACUUUGUCAAAACCACGACCACCUUGAGUCAGAUUCGGGAGGCGCUUUCGGCCAACCCUACGUACGCGCUGGCAAUCGUCGGUCACUCGCUCGGCGGGGGUGUUGCUGCGCUUGUUACGAUAUUACUCUCCCGAUAUGCAUUGAAUGGCGGGUUUGAGACAAAUGCGAAGACGCUGGAAGGCCGUACAAUUGAAUGCUUCACAAUCGGAUCAGGCGCCUGUAUGGAUAAUUCUUUGGCCAAAAGAACAAAAUCGAUGAUCUACACCCUCGUCAACGGCUAUGAUAUCGUACCGUAUCUCAGCCUGGGCGUUGUCGCUGACUUCUGUCAGAUGACGAGGAAGGUCUUUGACCGCCCACAACAGCUUAUACGCAUCAUGAGAGAUUUGCUGUUGGAGAAGCCACCUUCUGAAGUUCUACUACACCACCUGGCAUAUUUGAGAGAACAAUCCAGAUUUGAGAGACUGGUGCCGCCGGGCAGGGUGUUUGUCAUUGUUUAUGAUGAGAAAGGGGACGUCGAAGAUGUGGAGGAGGAGAUGAACGUUCAGGAGAGGUUUGGAUACAUCAGUAUGAGGCAGAAGUUGAGAUUGAUCAGUGACCACGCCUUGAGCAAGGGAGAAAGCAUUAGUACUAAGUUACACCGCUUUUCUGUCGUUUAA
Molecule: messenger RNA, 1338 nt
Organism: Morchella importuna
Lineage: Eukaryota; Fungi; Ascomycota; Pezizomycetes; Pezizales; Morchellaceae
Exons: 1
Coding region: 1-1338 (445 amino acids)
Biological process (GO): lipid metabolic process
Source: RefSeq, a predicted model, not a curated record